AUGGCAGGAGGUCUGAAACCAGUUGCUGCCACUCUCAUUAUACUCAACAUAAUGUUUACCACUUGUGUUACGUCGACAUGCCCACCGACGCCUCCGGCCCCGAAACCAGCUCCAUUGCCGCCCUCCCCCACGCCGGUGAAGCCAGCUAAGUGCCCGAGAGACACCCUUAAGUUCGGUGUCUGCGGGGACUGGCUGGGGCUUGUCCACGAGGUUAUCGGGACGAAGCCUAGCAGCGAAUGUUGCGCAGUUUUGGAGGGCAUCGCUGACCUCGAAGCUGCAUUGUGUCUGUGCACUGCAAUCAAGGGGAAUGUGUUAGGCAUUCUGAAAUUUAAAGUACCUGUUGCCAUAAGUCUGGUGUUCAACUCCUGCGGGAAGAAGCUGCCGAAAGGCUUCGUCUGCUGAGAAGGAUUCUACUCUCUACCCUUUUACUUGAUUGUACCUGCUUGUAAUUUUCACUUUGAGUUUGCUGUUUCUGUGUCAAUGACAUGUCAGCUCCCACUGCUUUCUUCUUUAAGUAAUAACAAUGGAGUCUCUCUCUCUCUCUA
Molecule: messenger RNA, 545 nt
Organism: Salvia miltiorrhiza (redroot sage)
Lineage: Eukaryota; Viridiplantae; Streptophyta; Magnoliopsida; Lamiales; Lamiaceae
Product: putative lipid-binding protein At4g00165
Exons: 1
Coding region: 1-402 (133 amino acids)
Source: RefSeq, a predicted model, not a curated record